AUGGAGACAUACUUGCAAUAUCAGCGAAUCCGGCGAGCGGUUCGCCAAACUCUGUCGAAUAUCGAAGAGAAAUGUACUUGUGAAGGCUAUACGGUCGGUUUCGUGCAUAAGCCCAGCUGCCAGUUAGGCUCUUUUGAUAGCACCCGAGAAAAACAGCCUUCCGGGCCUACCAUCGACGCGAGCUGCGACGUGAUCGCCGUUGGCUGGGAUGGACCCGAUGAUCCCCUGAAACCUGCCAACAUGAGCGUACAGCGAAAGCUAGCCCUGACGCUCUUAGUGUCUCUGAUUGCAGUAGCUGUGACUGCGACAUCUGCAAUCGAUGCUUGCGGGCUGCGGGAAUAUAGUAAAGACUUUCAAAUAUCAGAGGUAGUUGGAUCCCUUGCGACGGGUUUGUUCUUAGUAGGCUUUGCGUUCGGCUCUCUCCUAUCCGGGCCUUUCUCCGAGACGUUUGGGCGCAACGCGGUGUACUCGACGACAAUGCUGGUGUUCUUGAUCUUUAUCAUGGCUGCAGGCUUGGCACCAAAUUUGCAGAGUCAUCUCAUCUUCCGUUUUCUCGCCGGGCUUUUCGCUUCGACGCCGCUGAGCUGCGCGGGCGGUACUGUGGCCGAUCUGUGGAAUCCCGUCGAGAAAGCCUACGCUUUUCCCGUAUACGCUAUCCCGGCCUUCUCGGGACCAAUGCUUGGACAAAUGAUUGGCAGUUACAUUCCGACAACGAUAGGGUGGCGCUGGCUGGAGUGGAUGAUGCUGAUUCUUGGUGGUGCCGUUCUGGUGGCUGUUCUCCUUUUGCAGCCCGAGACCUACGGCAGUCUUAUCCUGUACUGGAAAGCGAAGAUCCUACGAGAAAUGACCGGCGACGAGCGGUACCGGGCUCCCAUGGAAAUUGAGCAUGAAGGGCUCGCGCACCGGCUCCGGACCUCGAUCUACCGGCCCUUCGCCAUGUUCUAUUCCGAAUUGAUCAUCAUCCUGGUCUCUCUCUACCUGACAAUCCUUUACAUCGUCCUUUUCACCUUCCUGGAAGGCUACAGCUUCAUAUUCGGCGAGACCUACGGCAUCUCAGAAGGUCUGACUAGUCUAUGCUGGGCCGGCAUGCUGGUCGGCUCCCUGCUGGUCAGCUGCAUUGUACCGCUCAUCUACUCCUGGACCGUUAAAGAAUACGCCAAAACCUCCGUCAUUAGGCCGGAAACCCGGCUCUGGUACGCGAUGCUCGGCGGGGCACCUGCCGUCCCGGUGAGCUUGUUUUGGAUGGGUUGGACCAGCAACCCCUCCAUCUCGAUCUGGUCUCCUCUUGUGGCUUCAGUGCUGUUUGGGUACGGGAUCACCACCAUUUUCAUCAUCUCGUACAUGUAUCUCAUCGACGCGUAUGACACAUAUUCGGCGUCGGCUCUGGGGUUCCUGGUGUUCACACGAUACGUGGUGGCGGGCGGGGUCACGGUGGCUGGGAGUCCGAUUUACCGUGCUAUCGGGGUGCAUUAUACUCUGACUAUCCUGGGUGCGAUUAGUGGGGUCAUGACUGUCGUCCCGUACUUGCUGUAUGUCUUUGGGCCGAGAAUUCGACGGAAGAGUAAGUAUGCGGUUAAUGUUGAUCCGCAAUGAUGGGUUCACUUUCUGUCUGGUGAUGGAUGGAGGGUUGGUAUUUGAGGUGCUAGGUCGUAAAGGGCGGCGCUGGUUCGAUUAUAUUAGAAGGUCCGUUUAGUGCGAUAGAUGGCGAAAGGAUGAUAGAGUGAGUCUAUACGUCCAGCUGAUGUAGGGGUCGCAGUUAGUGUUGCAUUCUACUGCAGAUAUUAGUGAC
Aspergillus homomorphus CBS 101889 is the source of this 1789-nucleotide messenger RNA. Its product is annotated as MFS transporter. Bases 1 to 1593 code for a protein of 530 amino acids. The record is from RefSeq and is a predicted model, not a curated record. The transcript has 4 exons. Lineage: Eukaryota; Fungi; Ascomycota; Eurotiomycetes; Eurotiales; Aspergillaceae. Gene Ontology annotation, biological process: transmembrane transport. Gene Ontology annotation, molecular function: transmembrane transporter activity.